AUGACUCUGGAAAGAUAUCUUGCUGUGGUGUACCCAUUUUUUCACGAGAAUUCCGUGACAAAAUCAAGAUUGUUAGCUAUUUUUGUGCUAAUGCAAUUGCCAUUUGGAGUUCCCUAUUUUGCGCUUCUAAACCGAACCUUAGAGACGUACAUAGAAGCGUGUUUACUUGCCCUCAUCACAGCGGUGUUCUCCGUGAUGUAUUUUCUUAACUACAAAAUAUUUUCCACGGUGGAAAGAUUAAGAAAACGCGUGGCCAUAACUCUGGGAACUUUUGAUUCUGAGGAGGAAAAUAUUAAAGUCAAGAAACAUAACUUUUCUCUGGGCAAA
Messenger RNA from Paramuricea clavata, 327 nucleotides. The record is from the annotation of a GenBank genome assembly. NCBI's taxonomy places the organism in Eukaryota, Metazoa, Cnidaria, Anthozoa, Malacalcyonacea, Plexauridae.